GAGGGGAGGGGGUGCAGGGAAUGUGUGUGUUUUGUGUGCGAGAGUCAAGGCAGUCUCUGUUGCCAGAAAAGAAAAAUAGUCUUGGAGGGAAAUCAGCAUGUGAUGGAAGGUAUGUAAAUGCACUUCAGGGACGCAAAGUGACGUUAGACGCUUCGGAAGACCAUCCAGAGGCUUCUGUGUUUCAUUUUGUUUUAGUUGAAGAUAGGUGCAAUCACCUCAGCGGUGUGUGAAAAGAGAGGGAGAGGGGGGGGGGGCGGGUGUGUGUGUGGACCUCACCGCUGACGGGACCCACAGGCACCCUGAUUGUGCCCCGCUCUCAUCAUUUCUGGAGGUGAGGACAAAAGGGAAAAAAGAGGGGGCAAAUCGGAGGAGAGGCCCGGGAUCCGACUGUCGUGACGGCUCACCCCCCCCACGCAGAAAUUGGUCGCCGAUGGUCGGGGUUUCCUACACCCAAAACGUCUGAGGGGGGAAAAAGCGGCGUAGCGUUCGACUCAAGACAGACUGGGGGUUUCCUGCCACAACAGCGGGAUUGUCAAAAGGAGCCCUUCACUCCAAGCUGGGCCUUGUAUUGCUACGUUUUCAGACUUCUAAUCUUCUGGUCAGCAGCUGCUGGAAAAUGAAUUCAUCUGCAUGGAGUUACUGAGGAACAAACGACAACUGGAGUUUGAAAGAACUGAACUUGAAGUGGAAUAAAUGGAUUACCUUCCUUUUGGGAAAUAAGUUGCCAUGGAGCUGGGUAGAAUUAAAUGAUGGUUGACAGACAAUAACAAAGGUAAGACGGCUAAAUGCUGAAGUACCAGGAGAGCAUCAAGAGGAAUCUAUGCCCAGAAAUAAUGAAAUAAGAGGGACCAAAGACUUAGAACCCAGAUGAAUACAUGCAGUGAGAGACAAAAAAAGCCAAACAAAAAAUGAUAUCAAAUGAGAAUGACCAAGAAAGACAAAGAGCUAAAGUGUCUCACUGCAUCUAAGAGUGGAUGAGCAUAUCAAUGGAGUUCUGGAAAGUGUUUUGUAAAAGUCUCUUUUCAAAUCUUUUUGACUCCAAUCCACCAAGACGUUUUUGGUUCACAUCCUGGCAAAAUUAACACAUAUUAACAGAAGAAGAAAAAAACAAUCUUGUCAGAAUUCCGUCUCAAUGGAACAAAUAUUUUUUGCGCAAUUGCAAUUUUAUCUUUCCAUCACCUUUAUCCUCAAACAGCUAUGUUUACCCAAGCUGUUGUGGUACAGCAUCUGCAAGUGAGACUUUUGAAGUUGCCUUACAUAGUGACGUGUUAGCCGUCCAUAUCAUAUUCUUGAUGCCAAACUGCUAAGGAAUUAACGACACAUUUUACAACCCACUGUGAUGUGAGCCUUUUAAUGUGGAAACGACCAUAUACCAAUGCCACGUUGAAGUGAGAACAUUUUUACUUUUUGAUACAACCAUCAUCUGUUGGGUACUUAUAUCCCCAGUGAUUCAGUGUUCUAGUGGAUUCAACAAAGCAUUUAAUUUAAAAAAAAAAAUAUUCUGCUCUCUUCUGCAUCCAUGGUACCUGCUUUCAGCACUUCACUCAGAUGCGGGUGGCAUUUUGCCACAGACACCAGUGUUGUGUUUCUUUAAGUAAAAAGGACAAAACAUGCAGAAUUUUUCUAAUAGCCCCACCCCCCAUUCUCUCCCGCCGGGCUUUAGCAUGAGGGGUGGAGGUGGACCUCUAUAUCCCCCACAAACUGCAGACCCCCAGGUCUCCCCAAGGAUGACAGAAGAUUAUGCAGCGAUGCAACAGCAGAGCCUACAUCGAGGCCAUCCGCACUCCAAUCAAGCCAGCCCCAUGCUUGCUUACAAUGCUCGAAACAGAGGCAUUGUAGAACCGCCGCCCACACAGGGUAACCUUCACAGCAGCAGUAACAACCCUUACAGGAAGGAGACAAUGGAUUAUUAUUUUUCGUUGGCCGGGAAGGACAAAGCCCGAAGAGGUCUGGUCUACGGAGCAGGAUUCGCUUACCCUAAUCUUGAUGGACACAUACCUCCCCAGUACAGACAUUCUGGCGCUGGAUCUGUAUUAUCAUCUGGGAUCAUGUCACAGUAUUCAGUCGAUUAUGGGCCCGGCACUGGGUCAGGUGGAGGAUCUGGAGCAUUCUCUCCUCAUCAAUACAACAUGAGCCAGAACGCUGCAAUGCAGGCCAUGCCAGCUUCUCUGAGCCGCCAACAUGGACAAACGUUCUCUCCAGUCCACCAUGGACUGCAGCAUCGGAGUUACCCAAGCUCUGGGCAUAGACUGACCCCUCAAUACCCACAGUACUCCCCGCAGGCUGGUGCGUCCACGGGGUCAUCGGGAAUGUACAGCCCCCCUCCGCAGAGAUAUGUCGAUGGGACUGCCAACACUACUUUUGAUCCCAAAGUCAACAGUUCUCACAGUGUCAACUCAAGUGCAAACUCUGCCUCUGGUGAUAACAAUACGGGGCCAGUGGAGAGUGUUCACCAGCGGUACCAUGCAUCAAACUACGCUGGGUAUAUUUCACAGAUGCAAACACUUCACAAGGAAGGCACACUGCAGCAUUGUAACACACAGCACAAUUUAGGUGUGGGCUAUGACAACCCUGUGAAGACGCAACACCAAGGCCCAACUCCUGGCUCAGUAUACGGUAAACAUCACCAAGGCUCUACCCCGAGUAUGCCACCUUCAACAUCUCAAGAAAUAGCCAAAUCCCCACUGCAUUCUCAACAAAGUCAGAUGAACCAAAACCUCAGUCCAAUUUCAAACCCGUCCCCAGCUGCCUCAGCAGUACACUCCCCCAGCUGUAGCUCCACUCCUUCCCCUUUGAUGGGUGUUUCCGAAACCUACGUCAACCCCUCUGGUCCUUCCCACCCUUCGUCUACUGUCCAUACCAGCAGUCAUGGUCAUCGAUUAAUACGGGCUGCGUCACAGUUAAGUCCAACGCCCAACUCAAACAGUAGCAUCAGUAGUUGUGGUAGCAGUGGCGCUCACAAAGCUCAUAGCAUCAGUACUGUUGGAGUAAACAGUGUCCCGCCAACAAGCUGCAACAAAACCGUUCUUGGUUCAGUGCCCCGAGAGGAAAGCCCAUCUGUUUAUUCAUCACCGCCUGUUGGGAAAAUGCACGAUACAGGACUAAAUAGUCUAAACGCCUUGAGCUCCCAGGUAGCUAAUUUACCAAACACCAUUCAACACAUGCUUCGGACUGACAAUGUGCUGUCACAGAAGAAGGGCAAAGACGGUGGACCGGUGCAACAAGCAACACACAGUGUUCCCCCAUUGCAACCAAGGAGUAGAAAUGCAAGUGCAGCGUCAAGUACCGGCACAGUUAAAGAUGGAUCUGUUCUCGGAAUUGCUGAAACUGCUGCUUUAGAAACUGUUGCCAAUGAAGACUCUUCCUAUCUGUCAGCUGAGACCAAGAUAGAGCAAGAGGAUCAUUUAAUAGAGGGCUCACAUACAAGAGUGAGGCGGAUGAGUGGUGCAAGCAGUGGAUCGGAACCCAUUUUUUAUCAUCCCCCUCACAGUCAAACCCAGCCACCACCUGGAAAAGCAUUAAAUGCUAAAACAUUGAUUUGUAAGUCAUCACCAAAAGAAAUGGUCUCAAAAGGAAACGCUCGCACCGCUUCUACAUUAGCAUCAGAUGCUGACCCAAAUUCACAUUCAAAAUCUCCUAUUCCCUCAUCCACCUCUUGUAUUAUUCCUCCCGCCCAACCAAACCGUGUCUCACAUCCCAGUUUAUUAAAUAGUAACUCAAAAGGUGGCCAUAAAAAGAGCGUCGAAAUAAAAAAUGAACAGAUCAAAAUCGAACACGAAGACGGGGUUGAGAAAAUGGAAAAAGGUAAUAGCCAAAUGGUUCGAGAUGGAGAAAUCAGCACAAAGCAUGGACAGGACAAAGAAAAUUUGCUGCACACCGCUUCUACGGCGCAUGACGAGAAUGAACAAAAACCCGCGUCUGAGGAGCAGCUAAGCGUUGGUGUGAUUGUUUCAGCCCGUUCAGAGGGAAGUCAGAUUGAAAAAAGCAAGCAACCUCAAGACACCUGUUUGAAGGAGAAACAAUCCUAUUUGAAAGAAUCAAUGAAUAAUAAUGGAGAGGAAGGUACUGACUUAAGUCGAUACUCCACCCAGCAUCCAAAAUCAAAUACUGAACAGGCCCACAAUCUCAACCAGUUUGGAUCUCACAAGUAUGGUUUUGUAGAGUCAACAUAUGGCUCUGAUUUGUCAAUGAUGAAGAAAGGAAGGACUGGUCCAGCAAGUGUAAUGGAAUCAAGUUCCAGAAACUAUCAACAAUCGCACUCUGCUUAUAGUACUGAGCAUUCAAAAGAAUCAAGUUCUCUAAUGGAGGCAUUCGGGAAGAAAGGCCAAGCAUCGAAAGGUCAAGAGGACAUUUCUCAAAUCCAACAAUUCCCUAGUCUCUUACAAGAGGUUCUUCAGGGCUAUAAUUUAGAUCGACGUUACGGAAGACCAGAACAGGCAUUUCCUGCACAUCUCCAAGUUCAACAACAGUUUCAAACGAGAUACCCAUACGCUAUGACAGAAAACACCAGGAUGAUGGAAGGUGGAGCCACUGACAAUUUGUCCCUAAUGGGCACUAGUGGAAAGCCCCAACAUCCGAAUCAUCGACUUGGAAGUAAAAGCAAUUUUGCAGCAGGUCUUCAAUCUUCAAUUAAGACGGAUGUUUCCAAUCCCAAGAUACUGCAAAAUACUACAAAAAAAGAAAUGGAUUUGUCUGAAGAUCAUUUACCACGAGACUCUGACGCACAGCCAAGCCAACCAAAACAUAUCAAUUUAGCUGACUAUUCUCUUCCACAAAGAAAAACAUUACCCAAUAUGUCUGCUUCAUCUUCUGCCGUACAAGAGCUCCUUUUGCAAGAACCCGAGCCGCUCAAAGGGUGUACCGGUCAAGCGGAUUCUCAGAAAUCAGAACGUCGCUCCGUCAUCUGCGAUGUGUCACCAAAUAGACGGGGCACACCAGAGAGGGACAGGGAAAGUAGCAGGGAGCGAGAGAAAAACCAGAGUGCAGCCUCUGUGAUUCAGCAGCCAUUUUCCUCUCCAGCAUCAGCCACUGACCUGAGUAAAAAGGACAUUUUAGAGAAAAAAGUGUUAAAGAUUGAAACGGCACCCAAAGAGAUUGGUCCCAAUCCCGAUUGUCACGGCAGUAGUGGAACAAAUGAGAGCGAUAUGGAAUAUUCUUCCAAAUAUGCGCAUUCAUCCAUUGUGCUUAAUUCUGACCCUUACAGGCACCUGCCGCCCCAUUCUCUGAGCACAAAUCCUUUAGCAUCACCAUCAAGACAUCAGUCAUAUCUUCACGGUGUGGAUUUAGCAACAAGCAACCCCAACAAUUUCCCAGGUUAUCGCUUCGGAGAUGCAAGAGAAAGCAAUAUACCUCGUGGCCACUCUCAUUUUCCUUCUCAUCAUCCAUACCAUCAUUUAUCACCCCAGGCUCAAACUACAAACAAGCUUCAAAUGUAUCCUCAUCCUCGUGGGCCUUUCCAGCAUCCACAUGAACUAAACGACUGGGUGAAAGCAAUGAAUAGAUCCGCUAAGGACAUGAUGAUGUUGCCCGUUUCUUCCCCAGGACGACAUAAAGUCAGUCAAUCGGAGCACAGGCAGAUGAUGGUCCCUCAAGCAGACAUUCAUAGUGAUCAACAUGCAACCAAAACAUUGCUACAUCAACAAAGCGGGUUUUAUGACAUGAAAAUGUGGGAGUCCACACCCCCAGGCAGAGAUGCUGUUAGAAUGACUGAAACGGAUUCCUGCUACAGGACACAGGGACUUCCUCCACCAUCAUCUGUUCCUGCAGGUUCACAAGGCACUCCUUCGAAGGCUCCAGCAGAGCUUGAGGAAACUAAACGACCCUGCCUUCCUCCUCCGUGCAACUCAUCCAAACCUCAAACUGACCUAAGUUCUCCUCAACCACAGGUGCAGCGCCAAACUAAAUCUGGAGGUCCUGGAGAGACAAAUCCUCUCAUAUUGAGAAGGAGAGUGCGUUCUUUUAUCUCUCCCAUUCCUGCCAAAAGGUUACUGCAGGAUGCAUCUCAACAGAGAGCUGCCACCAAUUCAAACGCUGCUGGGGCGCACUCGGAAUCAAACCAUCGCAAUGAUGACGAAUCCUCCUCUUCGGAUAUGCCGCGCCUCUCUUCCCCUUUGCCUGGUGAGAAUACCUUUCCUAAAUCUCUUUCUCCAUCAAGUGGAAUUACAAAAGCCUUGCCUCCAAAGAAAGGACGUGGUUUGAAACUAGAGGCGAUCGUUCAGAAAAUAUCACCAAGUGUUUCAAAGCCUGCUGGCCAUGUUGAUGAUGGAACAAAUCAUUACCCGGGCUUUACAAAUGCAACGAUCCCAGCGUUUAGUGACCCACAGGACCAAGACAUGAUCAAUUUUCCAAGAGUUGCAGGAGGAGAUGAUGGUUAUAUUGAAGACACUCACUCACUAAAUGACAUGAUGCCCUUCAGAGGUGUAGAUGAGACUGGCCCGUUGCCACUGUCUGGCUACACAUGCAAUCCGCAAACACAAACUCAUAAACAAAAAGACUUUGACUUUGGCUUAGGAGCUGCUGUGGUGUCAGCGUCCGGUGACAAGGAGGACUUUGCACUGCUCGGACCGUUACCCCCUCCUCCACCACUUCCACGUCCAGUCCAGGGUUCUCCGCCUCCGUCUUCAUCUGCCCUGUCAGACAUUCAACAUUUCACCAAUACUUACCAGCAGCUUGAGACAAGAAGAGGAGAACAAUCUGCUGCAAACCUUCUUCGACAGAAACUUCAAGAAUCUGGCAUGGGAUUUGAUGAUUACGCCGGCAGUGAUUACUAUAGCGCUACCUCGCCCCAUCAUAGCCAGUCUCAAGGACAUGUUCUGAGCAGACACCAGAUGUCCUCUCCUCGGCCAAAUCUGUCGACACAAGAUUGUAAGACUCCAGACAGCGCUGUGCCUAAAGGCUAUUUUCCAUCUGGCAAAAAGAAGGGCAGACCUGUUGGAAGUGUCAAUAAACAGAAACGUGUCCAAAGCCAAGGCCAACCACAGGUCCAGUCUCAAGCCCAGACCAUGAAUCAGAAUUCUCAGCCGCCACCAACUCCCGUUCCAGAUGCCCUUACAAUACCUGACACAGUUCAAACCACAACCAGCACAGCCACCUCCAUCUUGGAAAACAAAAGCACUCCUCCUCUGAUGCCACCCAUUUUAACACAGGAAAUAAAAGUGGAUGUCGACAGCGAGCCAAUUCAACCUGAGAUCGAAGUCAAACCCGUGAGACGGCGGCGCAAAGGUAUGAAAGAUGAAGACGUCUCACCGGAAAGAAGAGGACGUCAAAGAAUGAGAAGAGGAGGGCCGCCGUCAUCACAAUCAGCCGCUAGAGAUAACCCAGAAACGCCGCUAGGGGCAAAAGGCUCUAACAGCAUAAAUCGAGGAUUCCCGGAUCCAAAUCUCAAAGGCCUGUUUGUUCCACACAUUCAUGUGGAGAACAAAAUACCAGAGAUCGGGUCAGUCUGCACGAUCGUAAACGCCGAGGAUGACAAAUCGAAAGGAGAGCGUAGUGCGAUCGGAGGGAAAACAGGUGGAAGUGCAACUGAUUCUCUACCAACCUCAACUCUUUACUCACAGUUAUCAAAAAGAGAAUCGGAAGCGAGGGAGACGGACCAGGUGGAAACCACGCUUCAGUCAGGAAAAGCACUUCCGUCAUCUGGCUAUGUUGUUUCUGGACCUGCUGUUACAGAAUCCAAACACUCCGGCCGCCAGCUUUGCUGUCUCUGUCAAAAAUGGGCCAACUACAAACACCUCGGAGAUCUUUACGGUCCCUACUAUCCCGCCGAAUAUGCCGCAAAGCUCCCCAAAAACCAGCCCCAGCUUAGACAAUGUCAUACGACCGCAACCAAAACUGGACCAAAUCCACAAAUUGUCUCAAAUGCUUUAGAUACUUUGCAGAACUUACAAAGACAUGUUCCGUUGCCCAGACCUGUGGCUACAACUAACUGCACCGUAAACUUGGAUUCCAAUCUUGCAUCUCUUUGCGCCACAUUAAGACCUCCUCCCUUAUCUUUUAGAGAAGAUCUGAUUGGCGAGUCUAGUACCCUUACCUCUUCCUACACUGCCAAUAAAACCCCGUCUUUAUCCUGGGACCUGAACUUUGAUAUCAUACCGAUUCCAGAACUUAAAAGAGAGCCAGACUUUGACACGGAGCAGCAGCAGUUCCCCAUACAGCCACCAGAGCAACCGGCGGAGGAAGCCCAACAACGACCACAACACCGAAAGCUAACCUCGCAUCCACGUUUCAAACGGAGGCACAAAUCCAGUGAGGACUCCCCCAGAAUGGUGCCAUCCAACAGUAAGGCUUCACUCCCCUUCCAACCUCCGCCGCCAGCUUUGGACUCCUUGGGACCAUUGGCACAACUCGCCCAGUUGCCUCAGAUGCCUAUGGACCCAGAAGAGUUGUGGGUUCAUGAGGCGUGCAUCGUGUGGACCAGUGGAGUAUACCUUGUCAAUGGGAGACUUUACGGCCUGCAGGAGGCGCUCGAUGGUGCCAGGGAAACAAGCUGUUCAUACUGCGAGAUGAUCGGCUCCACCCUGGGUUGCUACAGUAAAGGCUGUAUACGUCGUUAUCAUUAUAUUUGUGCCAUUGAAACAGAUUGUUCCCUCAAUGAAGAUAACUUCUCACUGCGGUGUCCGAAGCACAAGGUUACCCAGAACCUCCGGCCCGUCAAGUCAGUGUACCUGGAGCAGUCUGAGAGAGGGUGAGACUUAUUCAGCAUGGAAUCUGUUUGGACAAGAGUCAGCUAAGAGUUGAGACUUGUUGUGAUAAACGACUUGCACAAGGCCAAGCAACAAAAGGGAAUGUACAAUUUCAACGUGAAUCAGCAUCAUUUCCAUUCAAGACUUUAAAGAAAAGCCGCUAUUAUUGCUUUUUUACUUGAAAGACAAAAAAAACACGCAGCGUAGACGAACAAAGCGGAAGGAGAAAAACUUUUCAAAAGAAAACACUAACGGAGGUCAAAGUGGAAUGGAUUGACAGCGGAACAAAUGAACUUUUCAGUCGAGAACAAAAGAAGCAAAUUUCUUCUCUGGGCUUACUUUGAUUUCCUUACCAAACCCUGUAAGUGUUAAAUCCUUGUUUAUCAUCACAUUUUUUUUGUCUGGGAUUUUUUUGGGAUCGAUUUAAGGAAGCCUGUUGGGAGAAAACAGGGUGUCAAACUAAGAAAAGACAAAUUGGGAUUUUCUCUUGCAAAUACUAUUUUAUCUCAUGGUAUCAAGAUGAAGAAUUCAUAGUUUAGCCCUCAUUCUUAUUUUUGUAUCCUCAACAGUAUUUACCCAUGAUGAUGAAAUGGAUGUAUCUCACUUAAUAUUCAGUCAGAACGUUAAUUGGCUGCUUUUUCCCCCCCUUCUUUCUUUCAUUCCCGGAGAGGAAGGAGCCAAAUUGAUGUCCUGGAAUGUCAGGGUCGAGUUUGCCACAAAGACAUUUAUUGCCUUGGAGAACGGACAUUUGUUGCCUUUCAAUGUAGUGUAAGUGUGUGUGUGCGCGUGUGUGUGUGUGCGUGUGUGUGUGCAUGAGAAAGAGAAAGUGCUAUACCAUUCUGGUCCUUUUUGAAAAGUGUUCUUAUUUUUCAUCAUGAGCUUUUUACGGUACAGCAAGUAUUCCUGAAAAAUCAGAUGGACACAGUCUUAUUUUUGGGAAUGUUCCUAAUGUGCACGGAGAAGGUUAAACGAAGGACCAAUGUCCAGGCCAUGUGGAGCGGGACUAAGAUGAAGGACAUUGAGCACUUGUCCGGAGUUGGGGAACUGUGUGCUGGACGCUUAUAUAGGAAUUGGGAAUUAAACAACAUGAGGAUCUGAUGGAAAGCUUGUGAUUGGCCAGUUGGCUGCACGGGCCAAUGGGGACCAAGCAAGUAGUUUUGCAGCGGUAGCACAGCAGGAGAUUGAGAAUCCAUUCAAAAGACGCAAUCGCCAUCCGAUUUUAAACUGUAAGUCGUACAUGGUGUUGUCCUGAUCAUUUUUUAUUGUUAUUCUUGUUUAAAAAAAAAAAAAAAAAAGCUAAAAGAUGGCAGUCACACUAUCAGAACCAUGUAUCACAAAAAAAUUGUCCAUAUGUAUAUGAAUUAUGAAUACACUUAAAUGCUUCAACUAUGCUCUUUUUCCUGGAAUAUGUUUUAUUCUAUUCUAGGGAAUAUCCAUGCACAAUUGUUAUUUUUAAAUAUUUUGAAAGGGGUGCGAGAAUCUCCGAAUGUUCUGAGCUUCUGUUUCCGUGCCAGUGUUAUAUUUAGCCCAACAAUGCUCGCAAGUAUUUGUGAAUGCAACUUCCCCAUAAGUUUGUUCCAUUUUUCAGAACCAAACGAGUUGUCAGUGAUUCAACAGCGCCUCUGCAAAGUCACCGCUGAGUAGUUUACGCCAUUUUGCUUCUAUUGCUUCAAAAUGCAAUGAAUCAACUGGCAAUUCUGCACACAAUUCUAAAGGAUUUAACCAAUAAAUAGAUGAUGCCACCCCUU
Syngnathus acus (greater pipefish) is the source of this 10429-nucleotide messenger RNA. RefSeq names its product transcription factor 20 (gene tcf20). The coding region runs from base 1611 to 8687 and encodes 2358 amino acids. NCBI's taxonomy places the organism in Eukaryota, Metazoa, Chordata, Actinopteri, Syngnathiformes, Syngnathidae. The record is from RefSeq and is a predicted model, not a curated record. Gene Ontology annotation, biological process: regulation of transcription by RNA polymerase II. The transcript has 6 exons. Gene Ontology annotation, cellular component: nucleus.